This is a messenger RNA of Westerdykella ornata, 414 nucleotides long. RefSeq lists its product as uncharacterized. The transcript has 2 exons. The coding region runs from base 1 to 414 and encodes 137 amino acids. The record is from RefSeq and is a predicted model, not a curated record. Lineage: Eukaryota; Fungi; Ascomycota; Dothideomycetes; Pleosporales; Sporormiaceae.
AUGUUCAUCCCCUUCCCAUACACCGGCGCUCACUACGAGGAGUACUGCAUUCACCACCACGUACCAACCAACGGCCCUUGGAUCAGCUUCCCUGGUCCUUGGGGUGGCCCUGUGCCAUCUCACUAUGCACCCCCUUACGGUCCUUAUCUUCCGCAAGUUGGGGGCUACACCUACGGAGGUUUCGCUGCUGGACAAGUUCCUGGCUUGAUGCCGCCCAUGCUGGGAUUUGGUGGUAGCUUUGGGAUUCGUGAUGAGUUUGGUAUUCAGAGGGGCGAUUGGGCUGGGCCGUAUUGUGGAGGCAGACUCAUCCCCUUCCUUCCCUCAUCCUCCUCAACUCCACCUCCUGCUCCUCGUCUUCCUACCCAACAAGUCGGCACAUAUACAUCUCUCAACUCGAUAACUCCUGGCCUAUGA